This is a messenger RNA of Fusarium keratoplasticum, 1470 nucleotides long. Its product is annotated as Na+-exporting ATPase. Gene Ontology annotation, cellular component: plasma membrane. Gene Ontology annotation, molecular function: P-type calcium transporter activity; nucleotide binding. The transcript has 3 exons. Gene Ontology annotation, biological process: intracellular calcium ion homeostasis; calcium ion transmembrane transport. Lineage: Eukaryota; Fungi; Ascomycota; Sordariomycetes; Hypocreales; Nectriaceae. Bases 1 to 1470 code for a protein of 489 amino acids. The record is from RefSeq and is a predicted model, not a curated record.
AUGCUCAACAUUGUCGUGGGCUUCUUCCAGGAGUUCCAAGCUGCCAAGACCAUGGACUCCCUCCGCUCGCUAAGCUCCCCCACAGCUCAUGCCGUGCGUGACGGGGAAAAUGAGGUUGUCGUGACUGCUGAGAUUAUCCCUGGUGGCUUAGUUGCGCUCAAGACGGGUGACACCAUCCCUGCCGACAUCCGCCUCAUUGAAGCUGUCAACUUCGAGACCAACGAGGCUCUCCUCACUGGCGAGUCUCUCCCUGUCCGAAAUGAAACGGCGUCCAUUUUCUCUGACGAUACCGGCCCUGGUGGCCGCCUCAAUGUUGUCUAUAGCUCGGCGACUGUCCCCAAAGGUCGUGCUCAUGGUAUCGUCUUUGCUACUGGUAUCUACCCCGAAAUCGGCCAGAUCGCUGUUGCUCUCCGUGGCAAGUCCUCUCGUCGCCGUGAGCCCAAGCGCCGCGAGGAUGGAAGUCUCUGGACUCGUCGUUGGAUCGCAAAAUGUCCAAGCUGGCCAUUCUUCUUUUGGGAACUUCUAUUGUCUCUCAUUAUUGUCCUCGGCGCCAACGAGUUCAACCCCAAGCGGGAAAUCAUCAUCUACGCUGUCGUCACUGGCUUGUCCAUGAUCCUGGCUUCUCUGAUCGUCGUUCUUACUAUUACCAUGGCCGUUGACACGAAGCGCAUGGCCCCGAGGAACGUCAUUGUCCGCAACCUCAAGAGUCUCGAGGCUCUUGGUGGAGUCACCAAUAUCUGUUCUGACAAGACAGGUACCCUUACUCAAGGCACCAUGAUCGUCAAGAAGGUAUGGUUUCCUGGCCGUGGCACCUAUUCUGUCGGCGCCACUAGCGGGCCCUUCAAUCCGACCCAGGGCAACUCGGCCUCCAGGAUGCUCAGCCCAAGGACAUCGACUUCCAGCAUAGUGGCACCGAAGACAACCCCCAUGAACUCCGAGGAGGUCGUCGCCUGGGAUUCCACGCUUCAGGAAUACUUAAACGUUGCUUCUCUGGCUAACCUCGCCACUGUUUAUCAGGUUGAAGGCGAAUGGCAUGGUCGUGGUAACCCCACUGGGAUUGCUAUCCAGGUCUUCACCUCGCGAUUUAACUGGAACCGUCUCCGCAUCGUUACCGGAGAGAAGCCUCAAUGGCACGAGGUUGCCGAAUUCCCGUUCGACUCUGACGUGGAGAUGUCUGUCAUUUUCGAAAAAGACCAGUCGCAGAAGCAAUGGGUCUUCACCAAAGGCGCCGUCGAGCGAGCCAUCUUCUCUUGCCCUCGCUAUGCUGUCAGUGAUGAGAUCAAGCGGCUCAUUCCCGUUGUUGAGCAAUCUGUCCUCAGAAACAUGGAAGCACCUCCCCGACUUGGACUCCAGGUUCUCGCCCUGGCUAGCCGAACUGAUAUUCGCCACGUUGUCGAUAACGAAGCUGAACUGGACCGAGAUCUUUUCGAGACUGACCUUGUCUUUCCACGGUCUUAUCGGCCUGUAUAA